Molecule: messenger RNA, 986 nt
Organism: Rhizophagus irregularis DAOM 181602=DAOM 197198
Lineage: Eukaryota; Fungi; Glomeromycota; Glomeromycetes; Glomerales; Glomeraceae
Product: mitochondrial 54S ribosomal protein uL4m
Biological process (GO): translation
Cellular component (GO): ribosome
Molecular function (GO): structural constituent of ribosome
Source: RefSeq, a predicted model, not a curated record
ACCUUGUAAAUGAUUAUCUCAUAUCUUUUUUAUCUAUGUGGUGGGCGAAAGAGUGGAGAACAUUAUUAUUCAGACAUUGGCAACGCCAACGAACUUUGCAUACCAAAUUUGUUUCAGAGAAUAUAUCAAAAGAAAAUUUAAUAUCAACACAACCGAAUGUUAUACUUAAAGCUGUCUCACCUUUGCCAACUCAUAUUCAAGCAUGGCUUCAUGACUUUGAGACAAAUACACCAUUAGGAAUAAUAAAUUUGGAUCGGAGAGUAUUUGGAGCACCAAUUAGAAAAGAUUUAUUACAAAGAGUGAUUGUAUGGCAACGGGAUUGUUUAAGACAGGGAACACAUUCUUCUAAAAAUAGAAGUGAGGUAAGAGGAACUACUAGAAAAUGGGCAAAACAAAAGGGAAGAGGAAAAGCUAGAGUCGGAAGUCAUCGAGCACCUCACUUCAGAGGUGGUGGUGUCGCCCAUGGACCUAAGCCACGGUCGCAUUCUAGCGAUUUACAAAGACAAGUACAACUCUUUGGCUUACGAUCCGCGCUAACAACGAAAUUUGUGCAAAAUCAACUUGUCAUCGUUGAAAAUUUAAAAUUGAAAUCGAGUAAGACACGAGAUUUGUUAUCUAUUUUGGAUAGAAAUGUGUGGGAUCCUCUUGCUGAUUAUAGGAAACAAGGUCAUUCAAUUUUGUUUUUGACUAUGGAUCAUAUGAAAGAAUUGGAUCUUGCGUCAAGGAAUUUACAAAGAGUUCACGCUUUGAGUGCUAACGACAUUGUUGAGGCAGGUGAUGUUUACAAUAUCAUGGGACAUGAAAUACUUUUGAUCGAUCAUAAAACAGUACGACAAUUAGAAGAAUUGCUUAGACCUCAAUAAACAUCUUUUUUAAAAAUUGAAUUCAAAAUUGAAAUAAAGGAUAGAUAUAUCUUAAGGUUUCUUCAGUGGUAAAUAUAUUUAUAAAUAAACUUUUUGUAGUAUUGUAGUAUAAGUACUCUUAAU